Hydractinia symbiolongicarpus is the source of this 1368-nucleotide messenger RNA. Its product is annotated as platelet endothelial aggregation receptor 1-like. The transcript is spliced from 6 exons. The coding region runs from base 193 to 771 and encodes 192 amino acids. The record is from RefSeq and is a predicted model, not a curated record. Lineage: Eukaryota; Metazoa; Cnidaria; Hydrozoa; Anthoathecata; Hydractiniidae.
AACUUCGAAUACCUGCAAAUUAGACAAACAAAAAACUCUGUAUGGUGCACGUUUGCUCGGAACUAGUAACACCUUCUCUCUUCUUCACCAGUCUCCUUACAUCAAGGAUAAGGAAAGGUUCAUUAAACGGGGAAUCUUCAAGCUUUAUUUAGCUAGCAACAUUAUCAUAUUGUGUUAGGAAAAGAAGAGAAAAUGAUGAGCAUCACAUACAUUCUUAUAGCUUUUCUUUACAUUGGUUUUAUCCAUAAUGGAGCUGCAUUAUGCGAUGCAAACACAGGGUGUACGUCGAUUAACGAUUGCCAGUUUACGCCAGGCCAAGCUUUUGCGUGUCUUUCAUCCGGUAAAUGUUUGUGUAAUCCGGGAUGGACCGGACCAAAUGCUAUAUAUUUGAAUAUCAAUACACCGGUACAUGGCAUCAGACUUGUUGCUGACAAUUGCAAAACUCCUUGCAACACAGUAGGACAGCCACCAACCUGCGCUUCACAGCAGCAGUCGAACGGAUUCUGUGGCGAGCCCUCACCUGAAGAUCAGCUGAGAAAAGAUGGUUUGCUGCCACCUGAUCCUGCAAAGGAGUGUAACUCAAGAUGUACUCUGUAUGGUGCUGGGAAAUGUUCCACUACUGUUCCCGGAGCAUGUGAAUGUUACUAUGGAUGGACUGGACCCAAUUCUUGUUUUUACGAUAUGUUAGGAGUAAACAGAAUUCUGGCAACUCAUUGCAAUCAACCUUGCCAUUACACCCACGAUUAUCGAAAUUCGGCAUGUCUAAUGUAGAUAUCAUGUACUCAAAGAUGGCUAAAAAAUGUGUCACUGUCGUCAUGGAGUGUAAACACAUGGAAUACAAAUAAUGAAAAACAAAGUUGAACAUCUAAUUUUAGUCAGCAGUAGUAUUUAUUUUUUGGAUCACUUUAUUUUAUGGACUUAAGAAUGAUCUUUCUUAACAGCAGCAAAGAGCUUUUUCUAAUAUUUCGACGACUUAAGAUUUUUGAAUCUCUAUGAUAAUAACCGUGUUCUGACUUUUACACCGAGUGAUUUUGUGCUAAAAAUCCCACAAAAUAGAGAUGAUAUAACGAGCGAAAAUCUGAGGUCUGGGACCUGUAAAUUUUUUCAAUGGGUUUACCUCUACUACUUUCGUAUAUUGCCUGUUUUGAUUGCACCCUUCUUAAACUUUCGAGACAAAAUAUUCCACCAUACACAAGUAAACAUUAUUUCAUUUCCACGAGAGAUACACCCAUUAUCUUUUGUCCAAGAGUUUACUUUUUUCUUCGUACAAAGAAAUUACGGAAGUGUAGUACGUUUAUUAUCAACAUCUACAACCAGUUUAACUGAACGAUACGUAUUAGCUGACUACUAAUUUAUAUAUUAAAUGGA